Molecule: messenger RNA, 2068 nt
Organism: Tarenaya hassleriana
Lineage: Eukaryota; Viridiplantae; Streptophyta; Magnoliopsida; Brassicales; Cleomaceae
Product: dynamin-related protein 4C-like
Exons: 2
Cellular component (GO): membrane; microtubule; cytoplasm
Molecular function (GO): GTPase activity; microtubule binding; GTP binding
Source: RefSeq, a predicted model, not a curated record
UUGUAUGAGUGUAUUCAUAUACAGUGCCUUGUAUCACAAGAAAAUGGCAGGAGGCAAGAAGCAAUCAGCAGUUAAAUCGUCCAAAGCGAUGUUGAAGGAUGCCAGAGAAGCAUCAGAUCUUGCACUUGUCGCCAUUGAGGCACCGAUAGUGACGUCAUACAACGACCAGAUCAGGCCGUUGCUUGACGCGGUCGACAGGCUGAGGAACCUCAACGUUAUGAAAGAAGGGAUCCAGCUUCCGACCAUUGUCGUUGUCGGAGACCAAUCUUCUGGGAAGUCAAGUGUUCUGGAGUCCUUGGCUGGAAUCAGUUUGCCACGUGGACAAGGUAUCUGUACGAGGGUUCCACUUGUCAUGAGGCUUCAGCGAAGUCCGAACCCUGAGCCAGAGAUUUGGUUGGAAUUUGGGGGCAGAGUUAUCCGUACAGAUGAGCAGCAUGUUGCAGAUGCUAUUGUCUCUGCAACUGAUGAAAUCGCCGGAUCUGGCAAGGGAAUCUCAGACACUCCAUUGACUCUCCAUGUCAAGAAAGCCGGUGUUCCUGAUCUUACGAUGAUCGAUCUCCCAGGAAUAACUCGAGUUCCUGUUCAUGGACAACCAGAAAACAUCUACGAGCAAAUCGCAGCAAUGAUAAUGAAGUACAUAGAGCCCUAUGAAUCAAUCAUCCUCAACGUUCUGUCAGCCACGGUGGAUUUCUCUACUUGCGAAUCCAUUCGCAUGUCCAGGAAAGUCGACCAAACAGGUGAGAGAACCUUGGCUGUCGUGACAAAGGCCGACAAGGCACCGGAAGGGCUCCUUGAGAAAGUUAUGGCUGAUGAUGUGGGUAUCGGUCUAGGUUAUGUAUGUGUGAGAAACCGGAUAGGGGAGGAGACAUAUGAGGAAGCUAGGAAGCAGGAAGAGUUGCUGUUCAAGACUCAUCCUCUCCUCUCCAUGAUCGAUGACGACAUUGUUGGAAUCCCCGUUUUAGCUCAGAAGCUAAUGCAGAUCCAGGGAAUGAUGAUAGCCCGCUGCUUGCCUGAGAUCGUGAGGAGUAUAAACAAGAAGAUGGACAGCAGUGUUGUUGAGCUGAGUAAGCUGCCAAAGGCAGUGUUUUCUGUUGGGGAAGCUUUGUUGGCUCUCAUGGGGAUCAUCGGCUCAGUGAAGGAGUCCCUUGUGAAGAUACUUGUCCAAGGAGAUUUCUCCGAGUAUUUGGACGAUAGAAACAUGCACUGCACUGCCCGUCUUGCUGAUAUGUUGAGCCAAUUCUCAGGUGAUCUUCAGAAGCACUACCCAAAUAACAGUUCUUCUGAUAAUGGAUUCUUGAUGGACGAAAUCAAGGUGCUCGAGGAAUGCAAAUCAGUUGGAUUGCCUAAUUUCCUACCGAGAUCGGCCUUUUUAGCUAUCUUUAUAAAACACAUAGAGGGAAUUCAGAGCAGGCCGGUGGAUUUCAUGAGGGAAACAUGGGAAUACAUCGAUGGCAUUCUAUCGUCAGUCAUUUCCAAACACUCAGAUAGCUUCCCCCAGAUUCAGCAAUCCAUCAGAAGGGCGGGCCGAAAUCUGAUCUGCAAAAUGAAGGAACGAUCAGUGAACCGUGUGAUAGAAAUGGUGGAGACUGAGAAGCAGACGGAUUAUACUUGUAACCCUGAGUAUAUAUCCUCGUGGAACAAGAACAUAGCUCAACAAGGUAGCUUCAUCAAAUCCGUUAAGGAUGGCCGUGAUGCCUGCGACUUACCUGAAUUCGGUACCGUGAAGAUUUCGCAUCUUAGGGUUCACGGUGAUUUGCUGCAGCAGGCCUUUGAUUUGAAGAUGAGGAUCACUGCUUACUGGACGAUUGUCCUGCUAAGGAUUGUCGACAACGUUGCUCUGCACCUGCGAUUCUCGGUGAUCAAUUUGGUCGACAAGGAGAUGGAGAAGGAUAUCGUUGCGGAAAUGGUGGGUACCGACGGGAAUGGCGAGAUUCUGAGGAUGCUGGUGGAAUCUCCCGCGGUGGCAAGCAAAAGAGAGAAGCUGAAGAACAGUAUCAAGCUUCUGAAGGAGUCGAAGGAUGUAUUGGCUGCCAUUGUUGAUCAGAACUCUGUUUAGGGAGAUCGUUGA